AUGGCGAUGAGGCCGGAUUUGGACGACCUCGAAGAAGGAACGUGCACCUGGGCUCUGCGAGAACUUCAAGGUAUUUAUUGAAUUUUUCAAUUUCAUCCUGCUUUCGCAAUUUGUUGAGAAGCUUUCUCUCGACGUAAAAAAUUACAGUUACUUCUUGAAGAGGAAGGCCAAAAAAUUCAAGAUCCUUUUCAAAACGCAAUGUGUACCCUACUGAGCUCCCUAUGAAAUCUUCGUUGAGAUAAACUACAGGAUAGUUUCUCUUAGAACUCAUAAUAGGAUUGGUCUAGCCUAUACCUAUACCUUUUCCAAGCUUCAAUUAUCGACCAGCAUGUCCCCUAUAGUCGUCACUAACUGGAACCUAUGUCUAGAAAACUUUUGCAAGCUUUAGUGACCCUUAUAUGGGGACGAGGGCAACCUUCUAGGUUUGCCGAUUUGGGGACUACUUUGUAGUUCCUAAGAAACCUUCUCGAAAGCCGCGUUGUCUAAGAAAAAAGCUGUUGAUCAAAAAAGUUAUUCUCGAGUUUUAGACUCCGAGGGAGAAUCCAGCAACGGCAGCCCGUUAAAACCCGACAGAAGCUCCGAAGGAUGGGGUCUUCAAAAAAUGAGUUCGUUUCAAAUAUUUAACUACACUAGCGCUGUAAUGAAUUCCAAAGAAGAUCAAAUGAUUUCGAGCAUCUAUCUAUUGCUGUUCAAAAUAUCCUCAUUUACCUCACUUUGCUCAAAAAUUAAGACUUGAGACCGUUCUAGAAUAACAUAGGCGAAUCGAGAAAGGGUAUCGCGAUACCCUGUGAGGUAUAUCGCAGGGUCGGAAGUCUAGGGUACCUCGGUAUACCUCUGAGGACGUUGAGCAAAAUGAGGUAGACUUUGGGGAGACAUUCAAGUACCUCUGAGAUGGUACAGAUACAGUUUAAAAGUAUGCCGGAGGUCUCACGAUGAACAAAUUAUGGGGUCUUCAAGACCCCUUUUUAAAGGUAUCUUUGUGGAUACAUUAUGGUACCCUCCUGAUUCGCUUGGGCAAUUUUCCGAGGGCAAUUUGAGGAUGGUGCUGUUAUUGAUGCACUGUCAACAUUAAACUAAUUCAUAACAAGUUUUUUCUAAGCAGAAGAGAAAGCAUUUUCGUGGAUCUUGGGAGGUGGCGACCGGUUGAAAAGCGGCGCAGAUGCGGAUCCAAAAACUUCAUGCGAGCCGUCUAAUCUCACACAGAAGAAGAACAUCAGCGGCAAACUUGAAAUAUUGGAAGAGGGAGGUAGAUUUUUCUUUCUUGACCAUCUUUUUACUGUCACAGAUACUAUGAAAAUUCCCUAAAAGUUUCACGCCAGGUUUUGAUAAGCUCCGCCCACUUUCCAACUUAGUGUAAAUGGCUCGAAGCUUUCCGGUUGUCCUUUACAAUUCUACAAGAAACCUCCUAGUCAAGAUUCAACAAAUUUGUUUUUCUGCUCCCGCUUUUUGAUGCCAUAGCGCGAGAGCCGUUUCCAGUCGGAGACCAUUUCAAACAAAUUUUGAGCCAUUUUGUGAACUAUCAUAGAAAUAAACUUUACAGGUCUAGUGGCUAAUGAACAAGAUCGUAGAGAAGACAAGAAUGGAACAAACGAUAAGGAUAAAAAAUUGACAAUGGCCGACCAGAAGCUAAACGCGCAGACGGAGCCAAUGUCUUUUCAGUUUUCUGAUCAGUCAUCGUUGCCUCCCAUCAGACGAAACCAGGAAGAUCGUGAGUUCACAAGAGAGUUUCAAAAGCUUAAGGAUUCAAUAAAACUUCACAGUUCGCUAGAGCAUCCUGAUCCUUAAAUGAACAUCACUCGGGACUCCAGUGUUGGUUCCUUCAGAGGCCCCCUUAGGGAGCACUUAACCACACCCCCCCUUCCCCCUUCCCCUGAUCAUUAUAAUGGAGCACUUUGGCAAUCAUUAGUAGCUUCAACAUUUUUUUUGGCAAUCAUUAGUAGUUUCAAACAUUUCUUUAAAUCUCAAACUGUGUCUUUUCACAGUACUCUUCUUGAAGGUGGAUCUGAUGAUUAGUCUAUUCAAACUGUCCUUAAAAUAAAAAUGUUGGAAGUUAUGCUCAUAGGAGCGGACGUUCACGAAAUGCUAGUUCCUGAAAGGCCAAUUGACGACGCUCCGAACAACGAAGAUUUUUUGGCAGGUUUUAUUUAUUUCCACGGGUGAGAGACUUCGUUGUAAUAUAAAAAACACGAUGGCAUUUUAGCUAUCUACCCCAAUAUGAAACGUACAGAUUCAUACGUCGACAAGGUGACUACCUCGUGAGGAAAGUUGAAGGUUUUUAAAAAAUGAAAAAAGAUCUGUUUGAAAAAAAUUGUUUUGCAGACGAAGGGAAGCACUAUAUUAUCAUCACCGUGGGCGAGAAAAUCAACAGCGAUGGGAGUGAUAGUGAAGGUUUUUCAGUUUUGCGUCUUCUCGGGCAAAGUCGGAAUGGCGGAUAAUGGCCGCUAAAAGAGAGAGGCUCCAAAAAGGCCGCAGAAAGGCAGCAAAGAGAGUCCCUUUUUCGAGCCUUUCAUUUUUCGGGAUUUUAAAGACUCGAGAAAUGGUGGAGAAAAAGAGAGGCAGCAAAAAUGAUGCAUAAGGGCUGAGAAAACGGAGCAAAAAGGCAGGAAAAAGGGGCCUUCAUCACCCUUAAAGGAAAAUUUCUAUGAAGCCCUACAGCAGCCUUCCUGACCCUCGAAGGGUCCUUCCGACUUUGCCUAUGUUAAAUCACUAACAGCGUUCCAAAAAAACCAGUAGGCGUGGCCUAACGCAACUGUCGCGCAGUAGUAGGAGACGAUUCUCCGUUUGGAUUUACGCUCUUAUGUGAAUUUUUUGAGAAGAUGAGAAAAGCUACGGACACGACGAUCCCAUAAGGCCUGUCAACUACAUGGUCAAAAGGAACGAUCACGGAUUUUUCAUCGAGAGAAUCAUGACCUUUGACAACCUCGAGGAUCUUCUCGCUUUUUACAUAUUCUAUCCGCACAAGGUAACGACCUUAUCACCUUGAACUCAUAAUUUUUUCAGAGCGAUCUGAAUGUCCAGCUGAAAAGAGGUGUUCCCAGGAAACUGUUCGAGUUUGUUCCGUCUCAGAUUACGCGCACGAAAACAACAGUUAGUUGACAAUUUUCAAUAAAGUUCCCUAGUUAGAUAAAAAUAUACCUUUUAUUUGAACCCAUCAUUGACACAAAAUAUGAAAGAAUAAUUUCAGUUGGGAGGCGGAGCAUUCGCAGAGGUUUUUCUUAGCGGAAAUACAGCCUUCUAUCGGCCUUUUGGUGACAAAAGUCGCAGUCAAAGCUGUAUGUUCAAAUGGAAGAGACCAACAGACCUUUUUUCCAGUUGAAAUCAGACUCUCCAAACUUGAAAGCGCUUAGUGAUGAGCUCAUCGCGGAAGGCCGGCUCAUGCUCGAUCUGAAUCACGAGAAUGUUUUGAAGAUGAUCGGCUGGAUGAUCAUAUCCCAGCCAUUUAUGAUACUGCUGGAGUACAUGCCCGGUUAGUUUACUCGUAAACGUAAAGUGUUUUUUUUUUCUGAACUUGAGUUAAAUGUUUCGAAAAACAAUACUGUUUAACUGCCGUUAAUUUUUAACAUGGUCUUUUUAUUUCGUGUUGAACGGAGUACUUGGAAACGUACAGAACUUCCUAGUUUUGGUUAAAAAAAAAAUUAAAAGUCGAAAAAAAUUUAAAUUUCGCAAAAAAGUGUUCGGCAGUAAAGUUGCUCUAUGGACCACAUGCAUCGCCAUUUUUCGGAUCUUUCUUUGUUCUUCGUUUCUUUUUAUUUUAUCAAGUAGUAUACGUCAACAAUAACACUGAGUAUUCAACGUUAAAACUUAUUUUUUUGCUGCGUACUUAAGAUUUGAAUUUUCGCGCCAAAAUUUUUUUCUCAGCCUGUUUAGGACCGCUGUGAAUUGAAAUUUCGAUAUUUAUUUUUGCAGGCGGAUCAUUGGAAAACUUCCUCCUUGAUCACUAUUCAUCGACGACUACCUCACAGCUUUUGAACUUCGCCUUUGAAGCUUCGAAAGGAUUGCAAUAUUUAGACGAAAAUGACAUUAUUCAUAGGGACAUCGCGGCGAGAAACUGCCUUCUGAACGCUGACGGAAAAGUUUAGAAUUCCUCAAGCAAUUUUAUAUUUUUUUUUAGCUAAAACUGUCGGACUUUGGACUGUCGAUAGAAGGAGGAUUUUAUAUCAUGGAGAAGACUGAGAAAUUGCCGACGAGAUAUUUGUCCCCGGAAACUUUAUCCGCUUUCGUUUUCCUCAUACAGUCGGACGUCUACACUUUCGGAGUCCGUUUGCAGAAUUUCAAUUGAUCUUUAUUUGAUUUUUUUCAGAUAUUGAUUUAUGAGAUUUUUACGGGAGGAUCGUUACCGUACGAAGAAUUCAGUCCGGUUGAGGCAAGAAAAAAGGUUGGUCCUUUCCGAUCAUUUAUAGAAAAAGGCUACGAAAAGCUUUCUGCUACACUUUAGAAGUUGCAAAAACUAGAGUGCAGUCUGUUUUUCGCGACUUCUCUGCGCUCUCCUCGUCUCUUGACGACCCUCUCUUGUUGACACGCUGUUUUCGCGUUUCUCUAACCUCGCCGGUGAGGGAACAGAGAGACGCAGACACUCGAGAACUCUCAAGCCGCGGCACAAGACGCACUAUGAAAACCAUAAAAUAACCAUGAAUAAAUCACAAAAGUAUUAUUUUUCCAGAUAUUGGCCGGAAUCACCAACCCGAUGAAGGAUACUCAGGCUCCAAAAGAAGUUCAGAACUUCGUUCAGGAUCGCCUCUGGCCUUAUAAUCCGAAAGCGCGAGCCGACAUGAGCGAAGUUUGCUUGAAUUUAAAAAUAUUCUCAAAAAAGUUACGGUUUCAGGUCGUUACUUUCCUUGGAACCCAUCUUAAAAAAAGCGAGUUGGUGAGUAAAAUUAUUUUUUCCUUGAUUUAUUUCGUGAUUUUUUAACUGUGAGGUUGCAAAAUUAUUACAAGGUAAGAAAGAAUAAAAAGUAUAAGAAUAUUGCCACAAUAACCAAGGUAGAGGUUCCUGAAUUUUCAGGCUUCCUCCAAACCAGAGUCCAGAAAAAACUCGGCCUUGCCUCGACGCCGCAAGAUCAACAGAUCGGUUAGUUUUUUUUUCCAAUGCUCGACUGUGAGAUGGUUCAGGAUGUUCUAGAGGAUCUAUGCCCUACUCAAGAAGAUACGGCUGUCCCCCAACGACUAAGACGUCGGUCUCUUUUUUUCAAUAAAAUUAUUUCGGAAAAUUUUUGAAAUCUGGUUAAUCAAAUCAUUUUUUUGAGCGAAAAAAAAAUUAUCACCUAUUCAGAAACCAUGAAUUAACGUAAUUCAUGCAGUUCUGUGGAGAGAAAAAAAGGAAGGUUUUUUUAAGACUACGGUAACUGCUAAGUCUGCAAGCACAGCGACGCGUACGGUGCAAAAUUAGUUUUUUACCUUUUUUUUUGAACUCUCAAAAAAUUAAUUUUUUUUUUCGAGCUUUUACUCGUUUUCACGCUUCAGAUUUGCUAACAUUGACAGUAUUCCCAUAACGAGAAUUUUCAAAGCGAGUUUUGUUAAUUUUUUGCUCUGAUUUACCUGCAAGGAGCAUGAAGGAGUAACUCGUCAAGUUUUACUACCCUUCUCUGAAGAAAUAACUAUCACUUUCAAAAUGGGAUAAAAAUAUAAACAUAAAUCGGACGUUUUGCAACCAACUCGAAAAAAAUAAAUCAAAAUCAAAAAUUUAUUAGAAACUCAUGCAAAAUAAUUUGUUGAGCGAGAAUUUUUAUGAGAAGUAUAUACAACAAAAGCCCUGUAUUCUGUUCAUUUUCGCAGCAAGCUCUCAAUGUUCUUGGUGAAGGAAGACAAGUCGCCCCAGUUGGGGUGCGAUUUGCGACGCGAACUCGGCGAUGUCGCUGCUGCGAGCGACGCGCGUCGCGAAGCCACUUCCCUGGAGAUGGCCACCGUCUCGGGGUCUUCCUCUUCGGUUUCGUCGCCGCUCGGAAGCUCGACCUCCUUGCUCACGGCGUCGUCGUCACUUGUAGGGAUGUGUACGACGCGGCCAAGCCUGGUAAAUGA
Messenger RNA from Caenorhabditis auriculariae, 6015 nucleotides. NCBI's taxonomy places the organism in Eukaryota, Metazoa, Nematoda, Chromadorea, Rhabditida, Rhabditidae. The record is from the annotation of a GenBank genome assembly.